GUUCAAUUAAACAAUAGCCCAAACGGUGACAGACAGAACAAGUUGUAAUUUAGGCCCAUUUUGAUACCAAUUAGAAAGUUUUGCCUCUUUUAUUCAACAAGGGAAUUACUUUUUAAGUUACAAAGACUUUUCCAGACUAACCUAUUGGUAAUCAACCAAUAUACACGUUGAUAAGUAAGAAUGAACUUUUUUUACAAAAUUAGGUUAUGGAGCGUGUGGAUGACGGAUUUCGUUUGCCUUCUCCUAUGGUUUGUAUUUUACUUUCUCUUUUUUGCGUGCUAGUCUAUAUAUUACCGAGCUUAAGAUCUACAACGCGAACUUACGACGUGGACGUCGCAUUAAACAAGUUUUAUUUUAAAACGAUGGCAAAUACCAUUAAAAUAUUUUUAUCACAGUAAAUAAAAUGAAAUUAUACUGGAAAAAUGUACAACAUAACAGAGGCUAGCAAUAUAUUAAGAAGAUAUUUUUAUCAUAAGUUUUUACGACUUCUAUGACGACGAAUCUUUGCAAAUAUCACGUCGUCUCGGAUGGUAGUUUUGGCGGGAAAAUGUGCAUUCGUAACAAUAGUCCAUAAAGCCUGGUUUCUAUCAUUUCGUAUGGCUGUUAACGUGUCAUAACAGUGUCACAAAUCUCGCAGAAAUAAACUGUGACAACUCUGACUAGGCUUACACUCGAAAACUAGACUUAGGUAAGCACGUCCGCGUCACAAAUUCGCGUUGUAGAUCUUAAGCUCCCUAUUAUGUUUUAAUAAACAAAUGCGUUCGAAACAUAAGGUUAAUCUAGUUAUUCUAGUAUUUAUUAUUCUCAUGGAUAUUGAUGUAUCUUAAUUAUGAUCUCGUUACCCAUGGAUAUUUGUUGUGUUUUAGAACUGUCCUCAAGCUGUUCAUGAAUUGAUGUUGAAAUGUUGGGACAAGGACCGGCGUCUUCGCCCUAGUUUUCAAGAUAUUCUUGUUACAAUUGGUCAAUGGAUUGAAUCACCUGAAGUUCUUCAUCAACCGAUGCCUAGCAGAAGGUUUGUUUUAUCUUAGUGUUCUAUGCUUCUACACUCCUGCCAUUUGUUUUGGUCAAACGAUAGUUCUAGUGAAACCCUCUUCAAAUACAGUAAAACUACACUAACUUUAUUCUUUAAAACAUUAAUUUUAACACUGUAGAUGUACAGUAAAGGCGUUACCCUAUCAUUCCAGUUUUUAUUACCAGAGGAAACAAGACCACCCAAAUAAAGAGUUGUAUUGUCUAAAUCAAGCGCACAACUCACCUACGAUAACAUAGGCCACAAGAAGCGCAACAUGAUUUAACGUAAAAACAGUCUCAACCAGUUAUGGCCAAGAUUGUAGUUCAGAAAUAUAAACCACAUAUUUUUUGUUUCAGUAAUCAAGUACCUGACACUAGAUCAACAACUUCAGUCAAGGAAUGGUUGAACGAAAUAAAGAUGAGCUCAUAUAUGCCUCAUUUUGCUGCAGCAGGUUACGAGCAACUCACUGAUCUCGCUGGAUUACUGGACAAUGAUUUAAAGGAUUUAGGAAUAAGCCUUGUUGGACAUCGGAAUAAGAUGCUGCGAACAAUUCGAUCACUGCCAAUCACACAAGAAAAUAACGUCUAGUGAUUCUUUGAUAAGUACAAUACGAAAUUUAGAGCAAACAGUUUUUUUCUUUUGUUUAUAAAAGUUGUAAAACGCAAGAAAGAAUUAAACAUUUUGAUUUUCAAAGGAAUAAAUAUGAUACCUGCAAAUAUCUAUUCAUAGUAAAAGCCAAAAAAGGAAUGGUUAACAUAAAUCGACUCAAGUGAACUCGACAAGGGCUCUAUAUACCAAUUGAGCCAUCGGUUUCCAGUGAAGUAAGCUAAACAAUAGUUUGAACUACCCACAGACGUAGAUUAAAUAAGGAAGACAUUGACAUAGAUUAAGUAAGGGGCUAUGGUUGUAUCCAGAACGAAACAGUUGCUUGGAAUAAAUACAUUGAAUGCAGAGCACAUAAGAGGAUUUCAUUAGAAGGAUCAAGAAGACCACUAUCCUCCUCCAAAGCAUAAAACAAAUGGUAAUAAGUGUAUGUAGCAGAACAGCAUACAGAAUUAGCAGAAUAGCAUACGGAUUAGCAGAACAGCACACGUAAUUCGCAGAACAGCACACGUAAUUCGCAGAACAGCACACGUAAUUCGCAGAACAGCACACGUAAUUCGCAGAACAGCACACGUAAUUCGCAGAAUAGUAUGGAGAGUAUAGCGAAAUACAAUACGUAAAUAGCAGAACGGAGUCGGCAAAAUACUUAUAUACACUGUAAAUUAAUGUUGAGUUGUUUUGAACCAAAUUUUACUCUUCAAAAUUUGCUAUAAAUAAAUAAUAAAUAAAAUAUUGUAAUUACACCAUCCAUAUGGC
Messenger RNA from Paramuricea clavata, 2371 nucleotides. NCBI's taxonomy places the organism in Eukaryota, Metazoa, Cnidaria, Anthozoa, Malacalcyonacea, Plexauridae. The record is from the annotation of a GenBank genome assembly.